Messenger RNA from Aegilops tauschii subsp. strangulata, 608 nucleotides. The record is from RefSeq and is a predicted model, not a curated record. Lineage: Eukaryota; Viridiplantae; Streptophyta; Magnoliopsida; Poales; Poaceae.
GAGGAGAUGAUUGGGAUCGUUUCAUCGCCCGCAUGCGUCUUAGUGGGGGUGAAUUGAUCAGCUUCUCCUUCAGAAGAGAUAGGCCCAGGAUUUCUGUUAUCUAUCUAAAUUUGAUUCCGGAUAGUGAGGAUGAAGUUCAUGAGGAGGAAGAUGGUGCCGAUUCAGAUGAUGACGAUUCAGAUGAUGAUGAGAACCCACUUUUUGAAUACCUGUAUGCCCAAGGACUCAGACUGGGCGACGAGGAAAUCGGCAACCUCUGGGACAUGCUUCCGCUACGUGAAGACUACCUAGGGAAGCCAUUCGUGACCCGCCUCACAAGGACGAAUGUUAAACGGCAUAUCAUGAAAUUACCUAAGAGGUUACUUGAUAGCUGUGGCAUCGACCCGGACGAAGAAGGCAUGGCUGCUGGACUACGCCUUACCAGAACGGGCUCCAUCAUCAGCUGUGCCUAUGCAGUGGACACGGACGGUCGCACUGUCUUGAGUAGGGCAGGGUGGAAGAAGUUCCUUCGUGGCAAGAAUCUUCGGGUAGGACAGGCCAUCCUACUCACUGUUGCGAACACCAGUCGCCAUGACUUGAGGAUGAUGAUCACCAUCCACCUCAUUUAG